Aphanomyces astaci is the source of this 578-nucleotide messenger RNA. RefSeq lists its product as hypothetical. The record is from RefSeq and is a predicted model, not a curated record. Bases 38 to 442 code for a protein of 134 amino acids. Lineage: Eukaryota; Oomycota; Saprolegniomycetes; Saprolegniales; Verrucalvaceae. The transcript has a single exon.
GGAGACAAUUGGUUGGUCCGUCAUAUUCGAAGUCGAGAUGAGUGCUGCGAUGACGAUGCUUGGUGGGCUGUUGCGCCGCCAAGGGGUGCGGUCGAUGUCGUCGUGGAAGAAGGCUCCGUUCUCCGUGAAGGAUCAAGAGCUUCUUCUCCAAGUGGUGCAAUCCGUGCAUGAAACGCAAGGUGCUGGUGCGAAUCUCACAAGUGUGUUGUCGACGUUCGUCGUGCCCGCCGAGGCUGCGUUUCCCAAGGAAUUGCAUGGCGUCAAGUUCCCCUUGGAGGACUUGCGAAGUCAAUACUGUCUUGAGCGGUUGGAUGGCUGGGUCGCCCAAGAAUUGGACACAUACGGCAUUGUGUGGGUCCCUGAGGUCGUGCAGCCCAAGAAGUGGACGAAGAAGGCGAGAAAAGCGGCGGCGGGCAACAAGGAGACUGUCCUCCAAGAGUAGAUCGACUAACUGGAUCCAAACGCAUUAGUGCUGAAUUCGUUUGAAGUGGACACGUGACUAGAUACAUCGAUGGUUGAUUCUUCGUGAAGGAAUAGCCGACGGUCAUAAUGAAUCCUCGUUAUACCAUGCAACUCCA